Messenger RNA from Pongo pygmaeus (Bornean orangutan), 1727 nucleotides. RefSeq names its product synaptogyrin 2 (gene SYNGR2). Gene Ontology annotation, cellular component: synaptic vesicle membrane; neuromuscular junction. NCBI's taxonomy places the organism in Eukaryota, Metazoa, Chordata, Mammalia, Primates, Hominidae. The transcript is spliced from 4 exons. Bases 270 to 944 code for a protein of 224 amino acids. The record is from RefSeq and is a predicted model, not a curated record.
CUGACCCUUUCUGGUCCGUGCUGCGGCCGGCGUGGCCCGGGGACUAUAGCCCCUCAACCCCGAGGUGGGGUGGACACCGGUGCUCCGCGGCCAGAGCCCCUCCCCGCCGCUAGAAGCGCAGUCCCGCGGCCCGCCCGCCGCUCGCGAGGGCCGCACUUUGCCCUCGGUCCCUAGCGGCGCCUGGCCACGCCCCCGGAGGGUGGAGUCGGGCGGAGCGCCGGGCAGGUUCCUCAGCGUUCCGCGGCGGCGGCAGCGGCGGCGACGGCGACAUGGAGAGCGGGGCCUACGGCGCGGCCAAGGCGGGCGGCUCCUUCGACCUGCGGCGCUUCCUGACGCAGCCGCAGGUGGUGGCGCGCGCCGUGUGCUUGGUCUUCGCCUUGAUCGUGUUCUCCUGCAUCUAUGGUGAGGGCUAUAGCAACGCCCACGAGUCUAAGCAGAUGUACUGCGUGUUCAACCGCAACGAGGAUGCCUGCCGCUAUGGCAGUGCCAUCGGGAUGCUGGCCUUCCUGGCCUCGGCCUUCUUCUUGGUGGUCGACGCAUAUUUCCCCCAGAUCAGCAACGCCACCGACCGCAAGUACCUGGUCAUUGGUGACCUGCUCUUCUCAGCUCUCUGGACCUUCCUGUGGUUUGUUGGUUUCUGCUUCCUCACCAACCAGUGGGCGGUCACCAACCCGAAGGACGUGCUGGUGGGGGCCGACUCUGCGAGGGCAGCCAUCACCUUCAGCUUCUUUUCCAUCUUCUCCUGGGGUGUGCUGGCCUCCCUGGCCUACCAGCGCUACAAGGCUGGCGUGGACGACUUCAUCCAGAACUACGUCGACCCCACUCCGGACCCCAACACCGCCUACGCCUCCUACCCAGGUGCAUCCGUGGACAACUACCAACAGCCACCCUUCACCCAGAACGCGGAGACCACGGAGGGCUACCAGCCGCCCCCUGUGUACUGAGUGGCAGUUAGGGUGGGAAGGGGGACAGAGAGGGCCCUCCCCUCUGCCCUGGACUUUCCUGUGAGCCUCCUGGAACUGCCAGCCCCCCUCUUUCACCUGUUCCAUCCUGUGCAGCUGACACACAGCUAAGGAGCCUCACAGCCUGGCGGGGGCUGGCAGAGCCACACCCCAAGUGCCUGUGCCCAGAGGGCUUCAGUCAGCCGCUCACUCCUCCAGGGCACUUUUAGGAAAGGAUUUUUAGCUAGUGUUUUUCCUUGCUUUUAAUGACCCCAGCCCCGCCUGGAGUGGCUAGAAGCCAGCAGGCACCCAUGUGCUACUGACAAGUGCCUCAGCUUCCCCCCGGCCCGGGUCAGGCCGUGGGAGCCGCUAUUAUCUGCGUUCUCUGCCAAAGACUCGUGGGGGCCAUCACACCUGCCCUGUGCAGCGGAGCCAGACCAGGCUGUUGUGUCCUCACUCAGGUUUGCUUCCCCUGUACCCACUGCUGUAUGAUCUGGGGGCCAUCACCCUGUGCUGGUGGCCUCUGGGCUGCCUCCCAUGGCGAGGGCGGGGCUGGUGCUCAUGGCACUUCCUCCUUGCUCCCACCCCUGGCAGCAGGGAAGGGCUUUGCCUGACAACACCCAGCUUUAUGUAAAUAUUCUGCAGUUGUUACUUAGGAAGCCUGGGAAGGGCAGGAGUACCCCAUGGCUCCCAGACCCUAUCUGUGCCAAGUGUAUUAUAAAGUCGUGGGGGAGAUGCCCGGCCCUGGGAUGCUGUUUGGAGACGGAAUAAAUGUUUUCUCAUUCA